AUGAAGCAAUUCAAGACACCUGAAAAGAAAACAACUCAAGAAAUCAGACAGAGUCCAAGACUUAAAAUGAUUGAAUACAAAAAAUCUGUGACUCCUAUUAAAGUUGAUGAUAGCCUUGUAAAGAAAGAAUCUGAUGAAAAAGUAACAGAACAGAAAAAAGCUGUUAGAGAAAUGGGAUUGGGAUCUUUGCUGAGAAUUGCAACCAAUGGAAUUUCUGGGAAAUUGGCACGUUUUGUUGUGAAUUCAUUCAAUCCAUCAGAUAUGAAAAUCCAUCUACCUAAUGCGAAGAUAGACAUAACACCAGAACUUGUUCAUGAUUUGCUUGGAAUUCCUCUAGGUGGAAAAGAUAUAUAUAACACUGAUCAAUGUGAAGGAAAAGAAUUAAUGGAUUGGAAGCAACAGUACAAUUUCAAGGCUAUGAGACCAUCAGAUGUUGAAGAGAGAAUUAAAGAAUCAUCAGAUUCAGGGAUUAUUUUCAGAACAAACUUUUUAUUACUGUUUGUUAAUACCAUCUGUGAACAGAAUAAGCCUGGAACUUGUAAGACAACAGUAUUGCCACAUUUGUUAGGCAAAACACCUAUGAGAGAAAUUGACUGGUGUGGUUUUAUAACCAAUUGCUUGAAAAUGUCAAAGAUGACGUGGGAUGAAACCGAUAGAGGAAACUACUAUUGUGGGCCACUUCUUGUAUUAUUGUUAGCUUAUUUGGAGUUUAUGAGGAAUGAUAAGAAUGAAAAAAGACAAAUACAUGCACUACAUUUUUGGGAUUAUGAAAUGAUGGUGAAAAGGGAAAAAGCUGAGUUAAAGAGUGGUGACUUUGGAACUUUGGAAUGGAAUGAUGAUGUUAUAGAGAAUGAUGAAGAAUCCGACACCGAUGAAAAUGAAGAUAUGAAACUCGAUGAAUUGGUAUUCAAAGCGAAAAAGAAUUACAAAAACUAG
Molecule: messenger RNA, 936 nt
Organism: Lactuca virosa
Lineage: Eukaryota; Viridiplantae; Streptophyta; Magnoliopsida; Asterales; Asteraceae
Source: the annotation of a GenBank genome assembly